UGUCGAGUUCCGCACUCCACAAGAACUGACAACUAACCCCCGGAAGUGAAGCUGUCCUCCGGUUUCAGCCGUACUCUAUUUCACCGAAAUAAAUUAGUUGUGUCAGCUGUAGUGAAGUAACGCGUACUGUUUAUUUAGACAUUUCCACAGCUAAAAAGAGUGAACCCUUUUAAAGAGAAACCACUAGUGUCGCAGGUUUUCUAAGAACCAAGGAGAUGGAGCUGGUUCCUCUGACAGUUGCGCUACUUUCCGUGCUGGUGGGGAGCACCUACAGCUGGAAUCAAGACAGUAUGCUGCUGAGAGACAUCCAGGCUCUGACUUUCUACAAGAACCGUUACACCACAGCGAGGCGCUCCAGCCCGGUUCCUCAGCUGAAGUGUGUUGGUGGCUCUGCAGGCUGUCAUGCCUUCAUCCCAGAGGUUGUCCAGUGUGUGAACAGAGGCUCGGAUGGUGUGGAUGUUCAGUGGGAGUGUAAGACGGAUAUGGACAAUGCCUACAGGUUUGGUGUCAUUGAGGUGAGCUGUGAGGGUUACAGCCACCCCUCUGAUGACUACAUACUGAAGGGCUCCUGUGGAUUGGAAUACAGCCUGGAAAUGACUCAAGAGGGCCAGAGGAAGACUCAAGGUAGCUUUGGCUCCCAUGGUGGAUUUAAAGAAUGGGGAGGACUUGGGGGUCUUGCUUCUAGUUUCUUCAGCAGUUUUUCUGGAAACAAGCAUCAGCAACAGCAGCACCGCCCCCCAGACAGCGAGUCUUCAGGGGGAAUGUUGGGGGUUGCUGUGCUCCUCCUCUUAGCUUAUGGUGUCUACAAGCUAUUCCUCAGUGGGGACACAGUCCAGUUGGGACAAGGUGCAGGACAGACGGGCUACCCUCAGCAUAAUCAUCCAAACAACAUGGGAGCACCACAUCCACCAGGAUUCAAACCUGACUAUACAGGGUUUCCAGGUGCCAAUCCAGGCUAUGGUUUCCGUGGUGAUUAUACUCAUGGACAACAUUACCAAGGAGGUGGCACUGGUCCUGGCACAGGCGGAGGCUUCUGGACUGGAAUGGGAACAGGAGGAAUGCUGGGAUAUCUUUUUGGUCGUCAGAGGACACAGCCGUGUAGCCCACCUCCAGCUAGAGAAAACUACUCUUCAGGGACACGCAAAGCUUCAGGUUUCGGUGGAACCAAAAGAAGAUAGGAGCUGGAAAGGUGGGAAGGUUCUCUUCAGUAGAUCGCAGGAACAACUAAGCGUCUUUCUGAGCGGAAGCAGGACAAGAGUUUCAUGAAGACGUUAGCUUAUAAAGUAAUUUGAAUUGUGAUUCUUCUGGAGAGCACGCUGUGGUGAGGUUUUUAGAGGAACAGAGCAGACUGUGGCUUCCAUUAUGAGAAUGUUUUUUGCAGUAGUGUGUUCAUUUGACUGGGAUGACAUUUCAGGUAUAUUCCAGAUUUAAUAUUCCAAGUUUUACUGAUUUACAUGGAUAAAGAUGUGUAUGGAGGAACCAAGGAAAACAUGAUAAAUAUGCGAUUGCUCUUGGUGAGGUUUGUACUCUACACAUCAUGUAGGUAACAAUCCUUUCAUUAAUAUUCCACACCUAAUAUCUUCUGAAAGAUGCAAAUCAACAACGGGUUCUGUUACAUCUUUUUUGUUAGCAUUUUUACUCUUAACAGGAUGCUUAUUUCUAUUUUGUUGUGUGAAUAAUGUUUUGCUUCUCUGUAUUAAAGGCUUAUUAAAUCUC
Molecule: messenger RNA, 1716 nt
Organism: Girardinichthys multiradiatus
Lineage: Eukaryota; Metazoa; Chordata; Actinopteri; Cyprinodontiformes; Goodeidae
Gene: saraf
Product: store-operated calcium entry-associated regulatory factor
Exons: 7
Coding region: 216-1178 (320 amino acids)
Biological process (GO): regulation of store-operated calcium entry
Cellular component (GO): endoplasmic reticulum membrane
Source: RefSeq, a predicted model, not a curated record